AUAUUUCUGUGGUGGCUGUAUACCCAAAAGGGGUUUCUCUAACAACGCUCACCAGAGCCAGAAAGCAAGAAAAAGCAAAGAAUUUUGCAAUCCACAAAGCUCUCUUCCCACACAGAUAUCCAUUCUCUAUACCCUUUAGCUCCAUAUCCCCAACACUUGAUCAACUUCACUAUUCUCUCUUUACCCUUUUCAUCUUAUCUUUUCCUUUUUUUCUAUCUUCUCCGAUCUCGCCCUCUAUCUUCUGCUAUGGAUCCAUUUGAUUUGGUUCGCAAAGGUUUUGGAUAAGUCUUGCUGCAGCUCAAGGUUACUCUUUCUGUCAGUGUCUUUAUAUGCAUGUAGUCUCUUUUGUUUCCAUUUUGGUAUAGAAAUGAGCUUAUCAAAGAAAGGGUCUCAAACCAACAAUACACAGCUGAAUAUUCCAAACAAGGCAACGGCUUUGAAUCCCAAUGCAGCAGAGUUUAUUCCCUUCUCCCUCAGAUCAUCAUCUUCACCGUCUGGAAGUGCAUCAAACACGGCAGCUGCUACAGCAAGAUUUGCUGCUUCUGGGACCGUAGGGAAAGCAGUGCUUGACCGAUCGGAGUCAUCUGUUUCUAAUGCUUCUGAUGAUGAGGCCCAUCAAUUCUGGCGCCACCAGCUUCCUGAUGAUAUAACUCCUGACUUCAAGGUCAUGGGCGAAGAUGAAUCUCAAGCAUUUGGAGGCAUCUCUAUAGCAGGCUUGUCUUUAAAUGACAGCAGUGAAGUUACAAAAUUCCCUGUUUCUUUAGGCAGUGGAUACAUAUUGCCCGAGCAACAAGAACCAUCCCCACGGCAUAUUAAUGGUAGCAGCUUCAGUGAAAAGAUGAGAUUUGUUGCUAAUUCUUAUGGAGAAGAUCCUACUUCAGCUAGUUAUUUGAAUUUGCCCACUAAGCCCUGGGACAAGCAAAUUAUUAGCAGUGAUCAGCUUCUUGGCAAUGUUAGGGAGGUACCUGGACAUCCAUACAAUGGGAAUUCAAGACCUGGAUUCAUGAAUGACAUGUUAGGCGAGCAUGCAAUAGUUGAUGAUACUGACAUGAAUCCUUUGGAGUUUUUGGCUUCACAGUUCCCUGGAUUUGCCGCCGAAAGCCUUGCAGAAGUCUAUUUUGCUAAUGGAUGCGACUUAAAUCUCACUAUUGAGAUGCUUACUCAACUAGAGCUUCAAGUUGAUGGUGGUUUUAGUCAGAAUAUGAACUCAAAGACGUAUUCAGCUCCCAAUCUGAGUGCCCUGGACUUUCCAGCACUUCCUGCACAAGAUGGUCAGAAUGGUGCUUCAAAAUAUGCUGGAGAUGAUCUUCAGCAAAGCAGCAAUCCUUAUCGAUCUUCUGACAAAGAGAACAUUCUUUUAUUUAAGUCUAGUUCUUCCACUCCGUCUAGAGGUGGUGGAAUAGAUUUUGCUUCAGCUGUCAGGAAGUUGGCAUCACAGGAUUCUGGCAUGUGGAAGUAUGACAGAAAUGGUUCUGCUGAUUCCUCAGUUGGCUCAAGCAGAAGUUCCCAUGUUUUAGCUAGCUCAUAUGGUAGUGGGAAUGGGAGAGCUGCUUAUGCUGAUAGAAUGCAAAAUCGUGGUUCAGCUCGAGCAGCUCCUGUCUGGCUUGAAACUGGAGAAGCAGUGGGAAAUAUGUAUUCAGAUUUGCGGGAAGAAGCUCGUGAUCAUGCGCGGUUACGGAAUGCCUACUUUGAACAGGCACGGCAAGCAUACCUCAUUGGAAAUAAGGCUCUAGCCAAGGAAUUGAGUGUGAAGGGGCAGCUGCACAAUAUGCAUAUGAAAGCAGCUCAUGGGAAGGCACAUGAAUCUAUUUAUCGCAUGAGGAACCCAGCUGGCCCAGAGUUGCAGGUGGAUGGGAGGGGACAUGAGCGGAUGAUAGACCUUCAUGGUCUACAUGUAAGUGAAGCCAUCCAUGUGCUGAAACACGAACUGAGUGUUCUGAGGAGCACAGCACGUGCGGCAGAGCACCGUCUGCAGGUUUAUAUAUGCGUUGGGACAGGUCAUCACACCAGGGGUUUGCGCACUCCAGCCAGACUUCCAAUUGCUGUCCAGCAAUACCUGCUUGAAGAAGAGGGUCUUGACUACACUGAACCGCAGCCAGGUCUGCUUCGAGUCGUGAUCUAUUGAGCCAAAAGACUAGACUAUGCGAGGUAUAGGAGUUUUUUAACAUAAUGCAAAAUCCAUCCAGAGUUGUAGUCAUGAAAUUAUUCUUGUAUCUGUACAUGAGAAGAAAUGGAAGACAGAAGUAGUUGAAAGCCUUGAAAAAUGGAAAGAAAAAGAAAAAGGAAAAGAGAGAAAAAAAUCAAAAAGUUAGGGAGGGGAAGGGUUUAAGAAAAUGAAGUAGAAGUGUACCAUUAAGGUUUAACCGGUUGACAGUAGCAUUACUUUCGGGAGCCAUCAGGGGACCCUACAUCAGCCGAUGUUUUUGCAUUUUGUUAAUUUUGUACCUUAUUUUUUGUUACAUUCCUUUUUUUUCUUUUUUCUUCAGAUAUAACUGACAGAAUUGAAUUACAUGAUAGUACAAUUCAUCAAGCA
Messenger RNA from Manihot esculenta (cassava), 2533 nucleotides. RefSeq names its product polyadenylate-binding protein-interacting protein 7. The record is from RefSeq and is a predicted model, not a curated record. The transcript has 6 exons. Bases 368 to 2125 code for a protein of 585 amino acids. Lineage: Eukaryota; Viridiplantae; Streptophyta; Magnoliopsida; Malpighiales; Euphorbiaceae.